AUGCACCUAUCAUCUUCGCUUGUUAUUGCAACCUUCUUCCUUUCUACUGCACUUGCCACAGAUCAAUGUCGAUGCACUACUGACGACUCUUGUUGGCCAUCGAUCAAAACCUGGUCCGCUCUCAAUUCCACCAUCAACGGCCACUUAAUUCGCUAUACACCUCCAGGAGCUGUUUGCUACAAAUCUCAUCCCAGCUACAACGCCGAGGCUUGUGAUUCAGUCAUCAAGCAGUGGCCAGAGUCAAAGUUCCACUCCAGCGAUCCGGCGAGCCUUCACAGCGAGUGGUCGAAUACUGGCUGUAUUCCGGUCUUUGAGAACGGAACCAGUAUCUAUGGCGACCCUGAAGUAGGCGAGCGAGGUUGCUCAAACGACGUACUUCCCGCCUAUGUGGUGAACGCUACUACCACGGAUCAUGUUGCAGCAACGCUGAAGUUCGCCGCAGAGAAGAACAUCAGAUUGGUCAUCAAGAACACGGGACAUGCUGACGACGGAAGGAACCUAGGGUCAAGCAGUUUGUCAAUUUGGACUCACAACUUGAAGGGUAUUGAACUCAUUGAGGAUUUUAACUCUACCUGUCCCAACUCGAAAGGCGCCCCAAGUCCGCGCAUGGCUGCCACUGUUGGCGCCGGCGUUCAAGAUGGGGAAAUGGUCGAAGCCUUGGCUGCCAUGAAUGCUCUGGCAGUUAGCGGUACCAGCAACGACGUUGGAGUUGCCGGUUGGUCUACCGGAGGUGGCCACGGAUUCGCUACGGGCCACUACGGACAAGGCGCAGACAACAUCCUCGAGGCAGAGAUUGUUAUUCCAUCCGGAAAAAUCGUAAUUGCCAAUGAAUGUCAAAAUGAGGACCUCUACUGGGCCAUUCGUGGUGGUGGCGGUGGCACUUUUGGUGUCAUCACAAGACUCACCCUUAAGGCAUAUCCUGCACCUCAAAUGGUCAUGGCAGGAUUCGAGAUCAGUAUCAAGAAUCACAGCUCAGAAGACGAGUGGUACCAGUUGAUUGCAGAAGCCCAUGCUCUGUUCCCCGGCAUGCAGGAUGCAGGCAUCUACGGUUACUACACGGUUGAAGGACCCCCAUCGGCCGAAGCUCUCACCUUCAGCGGCUCAUUGAUGAUGUUUGAAGCGUCCAACAAAACGUACGAGGAUGCCAUUCGACCAUUUGCAAAACUGUUGGAAUCUUCCAACGACACAGUCGCCUCGUCCUUAUACAGGCUACCUGUGAACAACUGGCAAGAAUUGCUCAAGAUUGUGCCUAAUAUUGGAUCUGUCAGCGCAGGCCAUAGUAUAAGAACAUCCCGCCUGAUCUCACGACGUACCGUCAUUGAAAAGUCCGACGAGUUCGCCGCCAUAUACAAGAAGAUUGGACCUACCAAGAAGGCACCAUCGAACGGCCUGCCAAAUCUAUCAAUUUCCGGUACUCUCACAAUCAGCCCAAAACCUGUCAACAACUCUCUUCAUCCUUCAUGGCGCAAUACAACUGUCCAUCUCAUCACCGGUCAGGCUUGGACGGACUCAGCGAACGAAACCGAGAUCCGAAGCAUGAUUCACGACAUGACAUACCGCAAGCUUGGAUUGCUCAGGGACCUCGACGCUGUUCAGGGUGCCUAUCUCAACGAGGCAAGCCCGAUCGAACCGGACUGGCAGUCUUCGUUUUGGGGACCUAACUACGCCCGCCUUCGCGAAAUCAAGGAAAAGAUUGAUCCCGAUGGUCUUCUGUGGUGUCCUCGGUGUGUUGGAAGUGAAGAUUGGGUGCAGCGACAAGACGUGUUUCGAAACUUGGAUCUUCAACAGGGGCAGAAGAUUCUCGUUCGAGGUGCUUCUUUUUCUUUUGGCAAAGCAGCCAUUAACCUUGCUGUCGACACGGGCGCUAUUGUUACUGCAACAACCCGUAGUGAAGCUAAGUUUACUGCGUUGACGGAACUUGGAGUCUUCGAGGCUGUGCUUGAAACACCCAAUCUGAGCGAAUGUCUACACGAAAGGCACAACUUUGAGAAGUUCGAUGCAGUAUUGGACUUGAUAGUUAACAGUUCGGUUGUCGACUCUUUGCAACUCGUCCGUCGCAAUGCACGUGUUUACCUGGCUGGUUGGCUAGGAGGUCUGGAUCCAAUCAAGGGACCAGCAGGACCGGACAAGUCGCGUGGCUUCAAUCCUCUCUUGCAGAUGGCAAGUGGGGUUCAUUUGAGCUUCUCCGGAAGUUUUGUGUUUGGGACGGAAUAG
Molecule: messenger RNA, 2214 nt
Organism: Fusarium sp. VM40
Lineage: Eukaryota; Fungi; Ascomycota; Sordariomycetes; Hypocreales; Nectriaceae
Source: the annotation of a GenBank genome assembly